Molecule: messenger RNA, 3558 nt
Organism: Fundulus heteroclitus (mummichog)
Lineage: Eukaryota; Metazoa; Chordata; Actinopteri; Cyprinodontiformes; Fundulidae
Gene: macc1
Product: MET transcriptional regulator MACC1
Exons: 5
Coding region: 183-2741 (852 amino acids)
Cellular component (GO): cytoplasm
Source: RefSeq, a predicted model, not a curated record
AGUUACCGCGCGUGGAAAGCCACUCCUCCGCGCGCGUUCCCCGUCAUUAUUUAAGUUUCCAGUCCCAAAAUGCUCGGUGCGUUGGCGGAGCAAACAGAGCCGAGGAGGGGUCGGUGACAUCAGUGGACGAGUGGAGACGGGCCAGUUUAAGUGAUCAAUCAGCUGCUGCUGACGAUGACAACAUGGCAGCUGGGAGGAAUAUGUCCAUUCGCCGCGUUGGAAGUCUCAUGCGGAGUAAAUCCGAGGGCACGCUAAUCGAUCUGAGCGACAACACUUCAUCCAGUGACAACUUGAAUGGUGGCUUUGUACCGGGAAGAACGCAGACAUCAGAUUGGCCGUCUUUACAGCCAGGACGCUCUGAAUCCUCUCAAACUAAAAACCCUUUUUGGAAAAAUCUAUCUGGAUCCAACCCGUUCCUUGAUGAAAUUGUUCACAGUAGCGCAGGUAAUCAUACUAAUGGGUUGGAAGUGAAACAAGGAGGAACGGCUCAUUUAGAUGAAGGUAAAGAUGACGGCAUCUGCUCGUCUUCGGAUGAAGACAGCGUUGGGAACCUCAGAGAGAAAAGACACAAAGUCAGCAACCAGUCUGGGAGAUGGAGGAGUGCUUCAGACAUUCUGGGUGAUCUGGAAAGAAAGGGACCAAAACACAGUAACAGCUCCAGACCACCUGGACCUGUGUUGAACCCAGACUUUGAGUGGCUGAAGAAUGACAGGGAGGCCUACAAGAUGGCCUGGCUGAGCCAUCGGCAGCUGACCCGCUCCUGUCUGGACUUAAACGUGAUGAGCAAGAGCCCUGGGUGGGCUCAGACCCAGGCCACCGAUUUUCAAGUGAUUCGCAGGAUGGGUCACGAUGGAGGCUCAGUAGAGCUACCAGAAUCCAAAAUCAGCAUCCAUGUUCCACAAGGGCACGUUCCCCCGGGAGAAGUUCAGGAAGUGACUCUGAAAGCCUUAAUGAACCCUCCCCCUGGACUCAACACCAACUACACGACGACAAUGAGCCCACUUCUCGAGGUGAUGCUGAGCAACAUCAACACCAAGGAGUGCUUGUCCAUGGAGAUGAAACUGUCAGGACAGGUAAAGGACAACCCCGAAAGUCAGGUGAUGACCACUGUGUUUGGAAUGAUGUCCAACAAACGAGAGGGACCAUACUCCAAGAUGAACGACUGUUACGUUGACAAGAACUUGAUCCGGAUGAAACUCCAGGAGAUGAACACGCAUUUUUUUGUGAUUGCCGUGGCACAAGCCUCUUCGCUGCAGCCACCCGCCACAUCGGUUUGGGAUUACCUCGAUCGGCAAAUCACCAUCGCCGUCUACGGCCCGAGGUUCAUCCACCCUUCGUUCAAGGUUGUGAUAGUUGUCUGCUGUCAUGAAGACGUCCCACCUAAGCUUCCGUUCUCAGACGUCUGUAAAGCCAACAAACCCCUACCUCCACUUGUUUUGCAGCUGUGGGGGAAACACUCCUUUAAGCCGGACGAGUUGAAGGACUUCAUCGUAGGGCUGGAUGUCAUAGGCUCCAAAUUUGAAAUCAAUCCCGAGGACCAAGUGAAACAAGUGAGGCAAAGUCAGCUCAAGAUCGGGACAGUUUUGCAUUUGCCAGUGGCAAUGUCUUGCCCUGGAGCAGCAGAGAUGACGCCUUUUCAAUUGGACGUUCAAGUGAAGGAAUCGGACUUGUCCUCAACAGCGUCCGGUUUUCAGGUAUAUUCCCCUCCUGCACCACCCAUCAGAGCAGAGAAGAGGCAACCAAAGAUGGUGGAAAGAAAGACUGAAAGUGCAAAAACGUUUACCAUUCCAGAGGAAGGCGAUCCCGAUUUGCCCAAAUUCGAAGACGUGCCGCUGAACCUGCAGUGGUACGGGGUGGCUAUGAAGACAGUUAUCCGUCAGCCGUCCGUAAAAUACCUGCUGGAGUACAUCAAGGGCGACACCGUGGCUCUGCUUUCUAGAGAGACCGUCAGGUCAGUCGGCAAUCUGAAGCUGAAAGAGUGGUAUAUCGGAUUCGUCAAAGGGAAAAUCGGCCUGGUCCACUGCAAAAACAUCAAACUUAUAUCCGUCGACCAGGUUAUGGACUUCACUGACGUUAAAGUCACGACAGCAGGGCUUUUGAAAAACAUAACGCUACCCUUCAAGGAGUUUACAUACAUGUAUUCUUCCAUCCAGACAUUAGUCACACGCCACAUCACAACCUGGAAAGGCUUUGCAGAUGCGUUAGAGUACAAAAACCUAUGUCUGGACACAAUUUUACGCCGGAGUCCAGAUACUGACGCUGACAAGGUGGCUGCCGUCCUGGAAAAGCUAAAGGGGGACUGCCACGGCGCGACGUCCAGGAGAAAGUUCCUGCUGGAACUGAUGGUGGGGCUGCUGAAGAUGAACAACAUGAAUCUGGUGGUGCAGCUCAUUCAGAACAUAGUGAUUCUAUCUACAGCAGUGGAGCUGGGGAGUCGGUGGCGGGAGCUUGCAGAGAAGUUGGGAAGACUGACCAAUGCUCAGAUAGCUGCUUAUGAGGCACCGCAUCGAGGGAAGACCGGUGAAGUCAGUAUGCAGAGCAUGUGGAAGCCUGCCUACGACUUCCUGUACUCCUGGAGUCUGCGAUAUGGAGACAGCUGCAAGGACAUGAUCCAGGAGCUGCACCUGGCCCUGGACAAAAUGAAAAACCCCAUCACCAGGCCGUGGAGGCACCUGACCGGCGUGCUCAUCACUGUGAAUUGUUUAGACAUCUUUCACGAAACAGCUUUCCCAGAACCUUAAAUCCUUUAUGCUGUUGUGCUAAAAACAGACUAUCUCCACUUGUGAAAGAACUAAACAUAUUAUUAUCUACAGAGAGAAAAUUCUGUGGAAAUUCUCUAAAUCACCGGGACUACAAGCCCAGUAAGGGUGGGGAUAUGAAAGUGUUGAAAAUGUUUGUGCAAAUGAAAAAUAUGUGAUAUGAUUUUCAGUCAUGUGUUUAUGAAGUCACUAAUGCCCAACUAAUUGCCUCGAUUUUUAUAUUUUCAACUGGUGUGGGGACAUCUGUUUUAGUUUUGUUUUAGUUAGUUUUUUUGUGUGUCUGUGUGUUGUUGUUUUUUUACAGUGGAGAUCCUUCUGUAAUUGUAUUUUUACCCUUCAAGUGCACUUUUUUAAUGCAAACCGUUAAAUGAACAACUGACUUAGACACUUUGUUCUUCUAAUUUAUAUUCUUUUUAAGAUGCAUUGAUUAAAUCAGGCGUGCAAUCUUUUGACUUAAAAAAGGGGGUCUUUACCAUAAUUGCUGUUUUGAACAUUUUUAAAACAGUUAUGCAAAUAAAUAAACACUGGUAUUCUGAUAUAAAAUACUGGAAGAAGAAACAUUUUUCCUAAAUGUCAUGAGGUCUGCAGUGCUGAGAGUGUGAAUGUCUUUUUUUUUUAAAUAGGAUGUGGUGGAAACAAAACUGCUUUUCCAAAAUUAAAGUUACAUAAGAUUAGUAAACAAAAGAAGGCACUUUCUAUGUGUCAUAAACUUAUUUUGCAUAUAUGUGCUAUUUUUUAUACUGUAAAGUUUGAGAGAAGCAGAAAUAUUGUAAUUUAAUAAAUGAAUACACAAUGAUAA